AUGGGGGCCCUUGCCGAAAGCAUCAAAGGCAUCAGAGGGGGCAUCAGAGGGGAGCUUGCUGUCACCAGUUGCAACAUAAGCUCUGCCACCACUCCAAGGAAGCAUGGGCCGCCACCUGUCUCCUUCCACCGAGCGCCUUUCCAACCGAGCCUUCAAAAAGGAGCUGUUUGCUUCAGCUCACCUUGCAAUGCACAAGGCCUUGAUGCCACCACCGCCCUCUACGCUGCAACCACCACCUCUAUCGUCGACAAGAAUGGGCCUUCCCUGCAAAUAGUGUCUAGAGCUGAGCAAUCAUUGAAUAAGGUGACAGCGUCAGCGCGAGCUUAUGACCCCGUAGACACACGGGACAGGGCUGCAGCUGCGGCUUUUGAGAGCCGGGCGUCAAACGCUGUCAACUUAUUGAGCGAUGCACGGCAAGCAGCAGAUGCUGGGAGGUGGUCAGAAGCAUUGCAGACGUACUCCAAGAUCGUUGCUGAGUACAGCGACCUGGCAUUGGCAGCUUAUGCUCGAGUUGGCAGGGCUCUAGCCCUUUACGAGGUCGGAGACAAAGGAGAAGCGAUUCUGGAAUUGCAGGAUAUGAGCCUCGAGUUGAAAGGAUCUCCUGAAGUACAUGCAGCACUAGCUGCAACGUUAUACCAUGACAAGAAGCAAUUCGCUCAGGCUGAAAACCAGUUUGCAGCAGCCACUAUCCUGGACCCAAGGUACAACGAUCUUGAGUGGGUGCAAAAACAGAAGGUCUGGCCUCCAUCCCUGGUGCAAGCCCUGUCUUCUUUCUUGCUCCUGAAUUGACCAUGCAAGAACGUGCAAACGGAUCGACUUGAUCAUUGUUUCGGCAUGAUCAUGUACACCAGCUCUGCGUUCUUUGACUAUGUGUUAGUGGACCGGCCUUUCAGAAAGGCCUUUAAGAGAUUGACCUA
Messenger RNA from Klebsormidium nitens, 917 nucleotides. The record is from the annotation of a GenBank genome assembly. Lineage: Eukaryota; Viridiplantae; Streptophyta; Klebsormidiophyceae; Klebsormidiales; Klebsormidiaceae.